Messenger RNA from Belonocnema kinseyi, 1290 nucleotides. RefSeq lists its product as uncharacterized. The transcript has 2 exons. Bases 1 to 1290 code for a protein of 429 amino acids. NCBI's taxonomy places the organism in Eukaryota, Metazoa, Arthropoda, Insecta, Hymenoptera, Cynipidae. The record is from RefSeq and is a predicted model, not a curated record.
AUGGCUCGUAUUCUGCAAUUACCAAUUAAAAGUGUAGAAAUCCCAGUAAAAGGAUUAGGUUCAAUGUCCACUGGCACAACAGGCUCCGCAAUUGCCUGUAUAAAAUCGCGAUUCAAUCGAUUCCAGAAAGAGUUAGAUGUUCUACUCGUGCCUGAGAUACCAAGUAAAUUACCCUCAAUUCAUAUUGAUCGAACAUCAAUCAACAUCCCAUCUAAUUUAAAACUCGCUGACCCUGAAUUUUAUAUACCAUCAGAAGUUGAUGCGUUACUAGGCGUAAAGCUCUAUUAUCAACUUCUGUGUGUCGGACAAAGAAAGAUAAAGGGUCACUCCGCCGUGUUGCAAAAAACUCACCUAGGGUGGAUAGUUGCAGGUGAAAUAAAUUCAAAUACGAGAUCAAGGGAAAUAAAAUGUAACUUUUUACAAACUGCAAAUAGACUAGAUCAGGAAGAACAGGCCUGCGAGAAACACUUCAUUGAAAACGUGAAAAGAGAGCACAAUGGUCGCUACAUUGUAAAAUUGCCGUUCCGAGAAAAUAAAUCUAUGUUAGGAAAUUCCCAUAAAACCGUAUUACGGAGAUUCCACGCGUUAGAAGAUAGGCUCGCUAAAUACUCCACAACAAAGGCGAAUUAUACCGAAUUCAUGAACGAGUACAUUGAGCUUGAUCACAUGUCCGAAGUUCAAGAGCAUACUCGACCGCAAGAAGGCGUGUUUUUACCGAACCAUGCUGUCAUUAAAGGGGACAGCUUGACCACCAAAACUCGGGUAGUCUUUGACGGGUCGGCCAAAACUUCGAGCAGUGUCUCACUGAACGACACCCUAAUGGUUGCACCAACGAUUCAGGACAACCUAUUCUCAAUUUACACGCGUUUUCGAUCCCUUCCGUACGCCUUCACCGCGGACCUUGUAAAAAUGUAUCGACAGAUUAGAAUAGAUCCAGAGGAUUCGAUGUAUCAGAAGAUACUCUGGCAAGACAGCCCAAGCAAGCCGUUAAAAAUUUACAAUUUAAAAACGGUUACAUAUGGGACAGCUUCCGCGCCCUUUCUCGUCACAAGGGUGCUUGCACAACUUGCCCACGAUGAGUGUCACACAUUUCCACGCGCAGCUCAAAUUCCAGCUCGCGAUUUUUACGUUGACGACUUUGCCUCAGGUGCAGCCACCUUCGUGGAAGCGUCCACCUUGCGUGAUGAACUCGUUCAGUUAGUUCAGAAGGGCGGUUUCACCCUGCGUAAGUGGGCGUCCAAUGACCCGAGAUUAACCCCAGAUCUGUCAGAAAGAUCCGAGACUGAAUAA